UGGCGCUUCACUGCUAGUGCUAGUGUGUGACAUGUAAUCAUUGACCUCAGUCAACGUUGACCAUAUUCGACCAUGCAUCUAGCUAUCGGAAAGUGUUGGUAUCGAUAUCAGCGAUGCUGGUGUUGUAUCAACGAGACGGUGGCGCGUCAAGAGGGAGACGAAUGAGUACAGUGCGGAGGAAUACGUUCAAACGUGGAGGAGCCAUCAGACUUGCGUCCCCGCCUCCAAGCAAGCGGCCCGAGCUCGCCCAGACGCCCAUUUGCUCUCCGCCAGACAGCCAACCUCACGCAAGUGCACCUCAACCACCCAUGUUGCGUCUAGGAUCUCGGAUUACCUGCCAAGCGAUCCUCUCCGGGAGAUGCUACUGUCGCUGUCAUCGCUUGAAAUGGAGCUGGAGGCUUUGCCUGUGCCGUCAGACUUUGACAGCCAAGCCUAGGUCCCAUUCGCAUACCAGCGUGUCUGGCCACGCAAGAGACGGACGGACGGACGGACGGACGGACGGACGGAGCAGCUUCUCUGACCGAUUCCAAGUCAAGUCAGAAGAGCCUUGUUACGCCCACCAUUCAGUCGUCUGCCGUCCCUUCUGGCCCGCUUUCGUAAUGCUGCCCAAAAAGGUGACCCUCUACCCGCAGGAGAGAAACUACAAGGCCUUCCUCCACAUGCUGAUGGAGUGCUGGUCGGGCCGCGUGGACGCUCUGCUCCGAGAGAUGCGGGACACCAGGGACCACUUGCGAUCCGCCAGGGACGAGCUGGCGGAGGUGAAAAAGCAGCUGGUCCGCUCCGACGAGCAGGCGCAGAGCCUGGCCGGGAGCCUGGCCGGGAGCCUGGCCGGGGGCCUGGCGGCGCUGCGGACCGCGCUGGACGGCCUGAGCGGCAAAAGCGCAGGAGCGGAACACAAGCAGCGGAAAGGAGGGGGGCGCUUACGACAAAGCGGCCUCGGCGGCAAAACAAAAAGCGAACCCAAAGCGCUGAAGCUGGUGACGGACCUCACCGAUAUCUGCUUUGAGGGACUUAAGGCUGAACAACUAACAGAGGAGCAGAUUGCCGAGUUCAAGGAGGCCUUCUCCCUGUUCGACAAGGACGGAGACGGAACCAUCACCACAAAGGAGCUGGGCACGGUCAUGAGGUCGCUAGGGCAGAACCCCACAGAGGCCGAACUCCAGGACAUGAUCAACGAGGUGGAUGCCGACGGCAACGGGACGAUCGACUUUCCCGAGUUCUUGACGAUGAUGGCCAGGAAGAUGAAGGACACCGACAGCGAGGAGGAGAUCAGGGAGGCAUUCAGGGUCUUUGACAAGGACGGCAACGGCUACAUCAGCGCGGCGGAGCUGCGUCACGUGAUGACCAAUCUGGGCGAAAAGCUGACGGACGAGGAAGUGGACGAGAUGAUUCGGGAAGCGGACACGGACGGAGACGGCCAGGUCAACUACGACGAAUUUGUUCAGAUGAUGACCAGCAGAUGAAGCGCAAUCAGCAAAAAUCCACUUGUACUCAAACACUUCCGAUUAAGCAUUUUGCCAAUCAAUGUUGGCACACGUCCAUAUUUAACCGGCUCUAAAAACGAAAGCAAUGCAUGAAAGGAAGGGCCUUGUACUUCCGCCUGCCCGCCUGCCUGCUUUUCUUCACACCUCCUGUUGAUUUUCUUUGUCGUCUCGGUGACCGAGGCUUUCCAAACGCUAGUGGCCGGAAACUUGGAGGACUUGGGCCGCAUGCACAUGAGUCAUGUUGGGAAAGGAAUUGGGGUGUAGCUCUUUACCUUACCUGAUGCUUUUCCAAGUGUGGCCGAGGUGUCACUUGUUGUGUUCCGUCUGUCAUAAUCACGAAAGCAUGUGGGGCGGGAAACUUUCUAAUUCGGGUUCACUUUUCAAGGGCAGUCGUGGGCUUUCCAUCCAAAUGUUUUGAACCUUUUUCAUGAAAUCAUUCUAGAUACCAAAUACAUUCGAGAGGAGAGGAGACUGCGCCAUAAGAUGACAUCAUAGGAGCGGACUGUCAGCUGCCUGUCAGUCCAAUCGAUUAGGGGCUUUUCAUUUGUAGUCUUUCCAUUUCGUUUCACAAUUGUUCAAAAUAGGUGGAUGGAAACAAACCCACCGUGUGCGCUAUUUCUAUCUUAAGGUGUAUGAGUAUGAAUGUAUGCUCGUGUGUGUAUGUAUUUGCCCGGUCCAACUGUUCUGUUUCAUUCAGUUGAUGAUCUGCAUUCCAAGUUGUACAUCCCAGACUUUACAUUGUUUUUCCAAUAAAAUACAUUGAACUGAA
Syngnathus typhle (broad-nosed pipefish) is the source of this 2253-nucleotide messenger RNA. RefSeq names its product calmodulin-A-like. The transcript is spliced from 8 exons. NCBI's taxonomy places the organism in Eukaryota, Metazoa, Chordata, Actinopteri, Syngnathiformes, Syngnathidae. The record is from RefSeq and is a predicted model, not a curated record. The coding region runs from base 114 to 1463 and encodes 449 amino acids. Gene Ontology annotation, molecular function: enzyme regulator activity; calcium ion binding.